Molecule: messenger RNA, 1193 nt
Organism: Pseudophryne corroboree (corroboree frog)
Lineage: Eukaryota; Metazoa; Chordata; Amphibia; Anura; Myobatrachidae
Gene: TCF15
Product: transcription factor 15
Exons: 2
Coding region: 270-821 (183 amino acids)
Biological process (GO): regulation of transcription by RNA polymerase II; developmental process
Molecular function (GO): RNA polymerase II transcription regulatory region sequence-specific DNA binding; protein dimerization activity; DNA-binding transcription factor activity, RNA polymerase II-specific
Source: RefSeq, a predicted model, not a curated record
CCAGAGCUUAAUGCGACUCCUCCUUUCUUGCUGUGGGGAGGAAACUACAUGAACAGCUGUGAAGACAUUAGGAGAAUUAAAUUCAUAGGCACGGGUUUGGAGAACCAUCAGGCCUUCUUAUGAGCUAUAAUACAGAUAAACCACAUUUCUCUGAAAAAGGAAUUAAGUAAUCAAUCUAUAAAGGGGACAGCCGGGGUGACUGCUGAAGAUUGCUGGCAAUUUUACAAAGCAGCAGGUAACGAGGGACACGAUCUGGCAUUAGAGAAAGCAUGGCUUUUACUAUGCUCCGAUCCAUGCCUACGCAUGUGAUUUACCCGGAUCUGAGUAUGAUGUCUGAGGAUGAAGAGAACAGGAGCGAGAGUGACACUUCUGAUCAAUCGUUUGACUGCUAUGAAACGUCGGCUAAGAAGAUAAAGGUUCCCCGGACGACAGGACAGGUGGUGGUAGUGAAGCAGAGGCAAGCAGCUAACGCUAGGGAAAGAGAUCGGACACAAAGCGUCAACACUGCGUUUACUGCCCUGCGCACACUGAUACCCACCGAGCCAGUGGAUAGGAAACUCUCCAAGAUAGAGACUCUGCGCUUAGCAUCCAGCUACAUCUCCCAUCUGGCUAAUGUACUUCUACUAGGGGAGGGCUGUGAGGAUGGACAGCCGUGUUUCAGUACAGUCUACAGACCCAGGGAUGAAGCUGACGGCAAACUUCCACGCAGCAUCUGCACCUUCUGUCUCAGCAAUCAGAGAAAGGGGGCCACAAGAAGGGAACACACUGGGAACUGUCUCAAAGUAAGAGGACUGAACACGCUACGUAUUCCACAGAGAUGAUCUGCAAGUUUCUCCAGCUUGGAGGUUGGACUGAAAGAUUAUAGGGCCCAAUACAUUUAUUUUUAUACAAAACAGAAGAUGACUGUGAAGCCCAACAGGUGACGAAAAGAAGUUUCUACAAUUGCCAGCCGGAGCUAUUCAUUUAUCCCUGGAUCCCGGUGUGCACAGGAAGAUCUGAGCAAGUUCUGUCAAUGCUGUGUACAUCUGGUGACUAUGGGGAAGGGGAAAUUCACUGUGAUAAUGGUCUGGACCUUUUAUCUCAUUCAAGACAAGACUUUUGGGCCAAGGACCCUUAGACCAGAACUGUUUCAACUAAAUAUUUGUACAUAUUCAGUAAAUUUAUAGAUUUUAAUUAAAAUAACAUUAUUGUCA